AUGAAGAGGAGCACUAUCUUCUCAUUCUAUUGUUUUCAGAGCUCCUCUCAUCGUCCCUUCUUAAGUCUUGCUGUAAAUUAUUCGCUAUUCUUUAGGAGAUGUAUAAGCCAUGGACUCUCGUCAGGCUCAACAAAUACGAGGCCUUUUCCUGAUUAUUCCCCCAAGAGACCGACCAUCAACGAUUCCGAACUUGUCCAACGCAUCUCCAACACAAUAAAGCUUCGCUGCUCUGAGCCCUUACGCCGUAUUCUGAAGCCUUAUGAAUCUCAGUUCAGGUCUGAUCACCUUAUAUGGGUCCUCAUGAAUAUUAAGAAUGACUAUAAACUAGUUUUGGAUUUCUACGACUGGGCAUGCCUACGUAGGGACCCAACAUUAGAAGCUCGUUGCGUUGUUGUACAAAUUGCUGCAGCAUCCAAGGAUCUUAAAACGGCACAUGAGCUUAUUCAUAAGUUUUGGGCAAAACCCAAGUUAGAUGUUAGUGUUUCAUUCACUCACUUUGCUGAUCGGUUGAUAUACACUUAUAAGGAUUGGGGUUCAGAUCCCCAUGUGUUUGAUGUUUUCUUCCAGGUUAUUGUUGAAAGUGGGAUGCUCAAUGAAGCAAGAAAACUUUUUGAUAAAUUGUUGAGCUAUGGGUUGGUUAUCUCUGUUGAUUCCUCAGAAGUGAUAUUGAGGGAGAUGAUGGCUCUGGGAGUACUUCCUGACAAUGUCGUCUACACAACUCUAAUUGAUGGUUUCUGUAAGAUGGGAAAUAUUCAAGCCGCAUGUAGGCUUUUUGACGAAAUGCAGCUUAGGAAAGUUAUCCCUGAUUACAUAACGUAUACUGCUAUUAUUCAUGGAUUUUGUCAAACAGGGAAGAUGGCAGAAGCAGAUAACCUCUUCCAUGAAAUGGUUAGCAGAGGGUUAGAACCAGAUGAAGUUACUUAUACAGCACUUAUUGAUGGCUAUUGCAAAGUAGGUGAGAUGAAAGAGGCUUUUUCUCUUCACAACCAGAUGGUUAGUAUGGGGCUUAGCCCAAAUGUUGUCACUUAUACGGCACUCGCUGAUGGCCUUUGUAAACGAGGGGAGGUAGACAUAGCAAAUGAGCUUCUUCAAGAGAUGUGCAGGAAAGGCCUUCAACUUAAUGUCUUUACUUACAACUCAAUUGUUAAUGGCCUUUGUAAAUCAGGAAAUAUAGCGCAGGCGGAAAAAUUAAUGGAACAAAUGCAGGUUGCUGGGCCCCAUCCUGAUACUGUUACUUAUACUACUCUGAUGGAUGCAUAUUGUAAGAUAAGGGAGAUGGCUAAGGCACACAAUGUCUUGCGUGAGAUGCUCGAUAGAGGGCUUCAACCUACAGUUGUGACAUUCAAUGUGCUAAUGAAUGGAUUUUGUAUGUCAGGAAUGCUAGAAGAUGGUGAGGUGCUACUUAAGUGGAUGUUAGAGAAGGGUAUAGUGCCUAAUGCCGGCACUUAUAAUUCUCUCAUGAAGCAGUACUGCAUUAGAAAUAAUAUGCGUACUACAACUGAUAUGUAUAGGAGCAUGUGUGCUGGUGGGGUAAUGCCUGAUAACAACACCUAUAACAUUUUAAUAAAAGGGCAUUGUAAGGCAAGGAAUAUGAAAGAGGCAUGGUUUUUGCAUAAGGAAAUGGCAGGAAAGGGAUUUAUUCCCACAGCAAGUUGUUACAGUGCACUUAUAAAGGGUCUUUUUAAGAAAAGGAAAUUUGCGGAGGCAAGGGAACUCUUUGAAGAGAUGCGGAGACAUGGUGUAGUUGCAGAUAGAGAAACAUACAACAUUUUUGUUGAUAUGAACUAUGAAGAAGGUAACAUGGACAUUACUCUUGAGCUCUGUGAUGAAGUUAUAGAAAAUUGUCUUGUGGGCAAACCCUAG
Messenger RNA from Prunus armeniaca (apricot), 1863 nucleotides. The record is from the annotation of a GenBank genome assembly. Lineage: Eukaryota; Viridiplantae; Streptophyta; Magnoliopsida; Rosales; Rosaceae.